Molecule: messenger RNA, 345 nt
Organism: Coccidioides immitis RS
Lineage: Eukaryota; Fungi; Ascomycota; Eurotiomycetes; Onygenales; Onygenaceae
Exons: 2
Coding region: 1-345 (114 amino acids)
Source: RefSeq, a predicted model, not a curated record
AUGAAUGACCGCGCGGAGUGGAGGAGCAGUGAUCGAAAUGUCGUGGCGUUGAAGAGAUGUGAGCACAGAGGCCAUUGCGUCCUUCGAGGGCGUAGUUCAUGGGACAAAGCGGGAAGCCACCGCAGAAAGGAUUCCCUUGGCUUUGAGCAAAUCACAUGUCGAGUUGAGACGAAAAACGUGUUUCCUUCAGCCCGAAGCGAUGGGUUUGUUCAUGGCCCUAAAACAAGACGCGAACGCCUUGGGUCGGGGCCCAGCGGCCGCAUACGAUCCAAUCAGAUCCCCGGCAGGGAAACCCCUGUUCAAAACGAGGAUGGAUUUAGCAGUCCUAACACGGAAGUGUUCUAG